Molecule: messenger RNA, 2583 nt
Organism: Lingula anatina
Lineage: Eukaryota; Metazoa; Brachiopoda; Lingulata; Lingulida; Lingulidae
Cellular component (GO): membrane
Molecular function (GO): calcium ion binding
Source: RefSeq, a predicted model, not a curated record
GAUGUGCACCCACUUAUGUUAGACUCACGUGAGUUGAUAUUUUACAUAUUGUUUCGUGUUCGUGGUGUACUCGCUUCGUCAACCAGGAAGGACAAUUUUGGUUUGUGAGAGAUACCGCUUAGUUGUCAACAAAACCACGUUUUUUAACUUUGGAAAAAUGUAAAUAUGACAAAAAGAAAAGAUAAUAAAGUAAUUGCCAGUCCUCAAAAUCAAAACGCCGCUUAUGCGAAUGUAGCGUACGGAUCUCCACCGGAUGUGAACCUUGCUCCAGCGGGGACAACGAAUGUGUACGAGAGUUUAAGAAUUUCUCAGCCAAUCGAGAGAGGAACUACACCUUCCAAAGAGUCAACAAAUCCACAAAAGUCUCAGGUCAUCAGGCGGCUGCUCAUAGCAUUGGUGAUAGUAGGAAUAUUAUGUGCUGCACUGGUUGCUAUUGUUGUUUGGUCACUUGCCUUAAACCCUAAGGGAAUAGGCCAAGAACAAGAUCUGAAUAAUGAGAGUUUGGUUUCAUCAAGGAAAGCUUCAAAUUUGACCGAUCAUUGCUUAAGCAAACCAUGCAGAAAUGGUGCCACGUGUGUGACCUCGGUGGCCUCGUUCCAAUGUUUUUGUUCUUCCGGUUACCAAGGCACAUAUUGUGAAAACGAUAUAGAUGAAUGCUUGAAUAGCCCAUGUGCCAUGGGCGCCACUUGUCGAAACAGUUAUGGUGGAUUUCACUGCAGUUGCUCACGUGGUUUUACUGGAACGUACUGCCAGCUAGAAAUCAGUGAAUGUUCCAGUCGUCCUUGCCAGAAUGGUGGGACAUGUGUUGACAUGGUGAAUUCUUAUCAAUGUUUGUGUUCUGCCGGGUACUACGGGACAAACUGCCAAGAAGUAGAUCACUGUCGCAGCCGACCAUGUCAGAAUGGUGCCAUUUGUAGGAAUGCAACUUUCACGUAUUCCUGCAGCUGUCCUUCCAGAUAUACAGGCAAGAAUUGUGAAUCAGCUUUAGUGUCCAGUCACACGUACCGUCUUGUUGGAAUAAAUAUCGGUGGUGCAUACGGUGGAAGAGUUGAAGUGUAUUAUAAUGGAGUGUGGGGAACUGUUUGUGAUGACGGCUGGGGUAACACAGAUGCCAAAGUUUUCUGCAAGUCCUUAGGUCUUUCCUAUUCCAGAGCACUUGGCAUACAAAAUGCGUAUUUUGGGCCAGGCAAAGGAAAAAUUUGGUUGGACGACAUCGCCUGCAAAGGAUCCGAAUCCAACAUUGGAUCGUGUAGACACAGCGGCUGGGGAAAUGAAAACUGUGUUCACGGUGAAGACGCUGGCGUUCUUUGUGUUUGAUGAUGCAUCUUAGAACGAAUUAUUUAGAAACUCAUUCAGCUUAGUCAGUCGUCUACUGAACCUUAUACAGGGGCCGGGGAGAGAAAAGUACCAUAUAUAGUGACACAAUAUUACUUUCACAGAUGAUUAUUUAAUCUUUUUUUUUUUUUUGUAAUUUGUUGAUAUUUGCGCAUGUCAACAAAAUAAACGUCAUCACAGUUUUACAGACCGGUGUUUCACUUUACACGUACAAUGUUAUAUCACUGUUGAAAUGUUGUAGUACAGACUACACGUGACCUUAUAAUGGACACCAUAUCCUUCGGGACAUUAAUACAGUAGGCUAUAUUGGUCCAGCCUUGGUAGACACUCUGGAUUAGAGAGUGAAUAUUAUGUUUCAUCCGAUAGCGCGAUUUCACAUAAGAGGAAAAAUUGAUAAUUCUAAUAUUGUAAAUGCAAAGCAAUAAUCAAAUGGUCAGACGUUGUGACCGGUGCCAUUAAUCUUCAACAAGGAAAUUAAUUUCAAUGACCCACUAAGCUUGUCAAAUGGAGAGAUAAGAAAUCACAGAUCUUCGUGGUUCAGUGAUGCGUUCUCCAACUCUCUCCCCGGUGGUUUCGGUGCCCCCUGUAACCAGUUACCUGACCAGCACAUUUUUUUUAAAUUCUUCUUUUUAAGGCGUCUCACCGCGGCUCCUCCAAGUAUACUUUAGUAAACCUGUUAUUGUCUGGAAUGAGAAAUAAUAUUCAAUCACAGAUUGUUGACUGAUAUUUAGUUUUUGAGACAGUUUGAAAAAGCAUUGAAAGUUUUGUGGUAAGUGUUUUCAAUUCGUAUUAUUAUCUUAGUAGUUUUUAGUUAAGUUUAGAGUAAAAUUGCAUCCUUUUGGUAUAGCAUAGGGCUAUAUCUUAAGCAGUGCACAUAAUUGUCAACUGCGUUGAUAUAUUUGUAGUGGAAAGCUAUUUAUAAUGAAUUCAUUAUGUCUUCCAAGUUAUAGUUUAAAAUGUACCUAUAAGUAUUUGGUUAAGGGGAAACUCUUGAAAAUUUCGGAAAAUACUAUUUACCUACACCUACAUAGAAACUACUAUAAUGAGUGUUUUUUUUCGAUUUCAAUAAAUUCUAAAGAAAAAUAUUAAACCGACGCUGAUGUUGUUUUUAUUAUGUUUGACUGAAGUAUCGUAUUUCAAAUUUGUUUUCUAUGGUUCUUGACUUGUCAACCGAUUAAAGUGACAAGCGACCCUGUAUCAGUGUGUAUGACGUAACGCCAAUGAGGCCAUGAAAUAGCAAUAAAUGGA